AUGGAAAAAUCGUCGUCUGGGAGGAAAGAAAUGAAGCGUUCCGUUUUUGUGGCGUCGGCCCUGGCCGCGCUUGUCCUGCCGUUUGCCGCCUCGGCUCAGACCGACUGGCCGCAGAAGCCGAUCUCGAUGGUCGUGCCCUAUCCGCCGGGCGGCGUGAACGACGCGGUGGCCCGCGUCUAUGCCGAGAAGCUCUCGACCGAGCUCGGCAAGCCGGUGAUCGUCGACAACCGGGCCGGCGCGGCCACCACCGUGGCGUCCAACUUCGUCGCCAAGGCGGCGCCCGACGGCUACACGAUCUACGCCGCCGGCACGUCGCUGGUGAUCAACCCGACGCUGACGGGGCAGGUCCAGUACGACCCCAACAAGAGCUUCGAGCUCGUGUCGCUGAUGUCGUUCACGCCCUUCAUCCUGCACGUGAACUCGGAGUUUCCCGCCAAGAACAUGGCCGAGCUGAUCGCCUAUGUGAAAGCCAACCCGGGCAAGUUCAACAUCGCGAGCUCGGGCAUCGGCGCGACCAACCAUCUCGCCGCCGAGCUCUGA
This is a messenger RNA of Ostertagia ostertagi, 540 nucleotides long. The record is from the annotation of a GenBank genome assembly. NCBI's taxonomy places the organism in Eukaryota, Metazoa, Nematoda, Chromadorea, Rhabditida, Trichostrongylidae.